Cynocephalus volans (Philippine flying lemur) is the source of this 1208-nucleotide messenger RNA. RefSeq names its product aryl hydrocarbon receptor interacting protein (gene AIP). The record is from RefSeq and is a predicted model, not a curated record. Bases 108 to 1100 code for a protein of 330 amino acids. Gene Ontology annotation, molecular function: protein binding; peptidyl-prolyl cis-trans isomerase activity. The transcript has 6 exons. Lineage: Eukaryota; Metazoa; Chordata; Mammalia; Dermoptera; Cynocephalidae.
AAUGGCGCUAGCUCGGAAGCGGCCGAGGCGCUAGGAGUUGCCGAAGCAGGUCCGGAAGCUACCGAGCGAGUCCGGAAGUUGCCGAAAGAGAGCAGCGGAGAAAGAGGAUGGCGGAUACCAUCGCAAGACUACGGGAGGACGGGAUCCAAAAGCGUGUGAUACAGGAGGGCCGAGGAGAGCUCCCUGGCUUUCAGGAUGGGACCAAGGCCACGUUCCACUACCGGACGCUGCACAGUGACGAUGAGGGCACCGUGCUGGAUGACAGCCGGGCACGCGGCAAGCCCAUGGAGCUCAUCAUCGGCAAGAAGUUCAAGCUGCCUAUUUGGGAGACCAUCGUGUGCACCAUGCGUGAAGGGGAGAUCGCCCAAUUCCUCUGUGACAUCAAGCACGUGGUCCUGUAUCCACUGGUGGCCAAGAGUCUCCGCAACAUUGCUGCGGGAAAGGACCCCCUGGAGGGCCAGCGACACUGCUGCGGCAUCGCACAGAUGCAUGAGCACAGCUCUCUGGGCCAUGCCGACCUGGAUGCGCUGCAGCAGAAUCCCCAGCCUCUCAUCUUCCACAUUGAGAUGCUUAAGGUGGAGAACCCUGGCACGUACCAGCAGGAUCCGUGGGCAAUGACGGAUGAGGAGAAGGCAAAGGCAGUGCCGCUCAUACACCAGGAGGGCAACCGUCUGUACCGUGAGGGGCAUGUGAGGGAGGCUGCCAGCAAGUACUACGACGCCAUCGCCUGCCUCAAGAACCUGCAGAUGAAGGAGCAGCCUGGGUCCCCUGACUGGAUCCAGCUGGACCAGCAGAUCACCCCGCUGCUGCUCAACUACUGUCAGUGCAAGCUGGUGGCCGAGGAGUAUUACGAAGUGCUGGACCACUGCUCCUCCAUCCUCAACAAGUAUGACGACAACGUCAAGGCCUACUUCAAGCGGGGCAAGGCCCACGCGGCGGUGUGGAAUGCCCAGGAGGCCCAGGCUGACUUUGCCAAGGUGCUAGAACUGGAUCCAGCUCUGGCACCCUUGGUGAGCCGAGAGCUGCGGGCCCUGGAGGCACGGAUCCGGCAGAAGGAUGAGGAGGACAAGGCCCGCUUCCGGGGCAUCUUCUCCCACUGAUAUGGCCAUGUGGCCCUGCCCUACCCCGCCAAGGCCACUGCUGCCGCUGCCCGCUUGGCUGCUCCUGCUGGCCUGUGCUUCUCUGUAUAUAAAGGCCUUAUUUAUCUC